Lethenteron reissneri (Far Eastern brook lamprey) is the source of this 4889-nucleotide messenger RNA. Its product is annotated as toll-like receptor 2. The record is from RefSeq and is a predicted model, not a curated record. Gene Ontology annotation, biological process: inflammatory response; immune response; toll-like receptor signaling pathway. Gene Ontology annotation, cellular component: plasma membrane. Gene Ontology annotation, molecular function: protein binding; transmembrane signaling receptor activity. NCBI's taxonomy places the organism in Eukaryota, Metazoa, Chordata, Hyperoartia, Petromyzontiformes, Petromyzontidae.
AGUCAUAGUGGGAUGGUAAACACCGCCCUUGGCAUCCGAACAAAACCCUCCACACUUCCUCGUACGCUCGCUCAGCGCACAAACGAAGCAAACGGGGGACCCUGUCAUCUGAUGCGUGCCUAAACAUGGGCACAAAAAUGAAUAUGCUCGCGUUUGCCACGACGCUUCUCUGCGUGGUGCGGCUGCCGCAAGCUUCUACGCAAAACUUGAACAAUCCAUACUGUUCGUACGACGACCAUCAACAAACUGCUGACUGCUCAGACCGUGACUUCAUGGCCGUGCCUCAGGGAUUGCCGGCCACCGUCACCGUCCUAGACUUGUCUCACAAUCGGAUCGGUGCGAUUCGACUCGGAGAUUUCUCCAGCACUCCCAAGCUCGAGGUUCUCAUCCUGGCUUUCAACCGAAUUCGCACGAUUGAAGCCGGUGCGCUGAAAGAUGUCCCCCUGCUCCGCUACCUAGACCUGUACCAGAACGAGCUGCCUGCAGUACCUGAGUGGGCUCUGAUUGAUCUUCAUAACCUGCGGAUCCUCAACAUCUCCAUGAACAACUACACUUCCUUUGCCCUCGGCGGAGGCUUCUCCAGAAUGAGUCAGCUGCAGUCACUUACCAUCGGCACAUUCCACACCUCAGAGCUGAAAGCUGCUGACUUGCAAGCCCUCUCAAAUAUUUCAUUGAAGUAUUUGGACCUGAACACUGGUUCUCCGUUAUUACGUUACGAACCUGGAUCCCUCGUCCAUUUCCGAUCACUGAAAACGUUCUUUAUGAAUUUUUCUGUGGACGGAAAUCCGUCCAUUUUUUCCAACGUCCUUAUAGAUCUGAAUACAUCUCAAAUUACACAAUUGGAAACAUAUCAAAUAUUGAUCGAGCCCUUAAAAAACCACAGUUUUGAUUUGUUUCAGGGUCUUAGUUACUGUCAGUCACUGACAAAGAUCAUCAUUGUCAAUGCUAAUUUCUCAGACAGUGAAGCCACAGACUUCAUCAAAAACAUGUACCUGUCAAACCUGAAAAUGGUUGUGUUCACAAAUUCUUCCUAUAAUGACAAAGGGCCUGUUGUGUUCAUUGGGAUUAAGGGAGUCAACAGAACUGCUCCAUUAAAAAGGCUGGUGAUCGAUGGGGUAUUUCACCUGAAUAUGACUUACCCUUUAUUUUUAAUUAAUUUCACCCUGUUUCCCAAUCUUACUGAGUUCAAAAUCUCCAACACAGGCAUGAAUAAAGUAGCCUGUUUAUUUUUGAAAAUUCGAGCAAUUACAUGGCUCGACUUUUCCCGAAAUCUUUUGGAUGAAACAGGCCUGUGGUGGGAAUCGUGUAAUUACACUGUUGUCCUACCCAAUGCUGAACAUAUGGAUAUAAGUCACAAUCACUUCAGGCACCUAAAGAUAAUAUCCAGCAUGGUUUCCCUAAUGCCCAAAAUCAAGUCUUUAGACCUUAGUUAUAAUUAUAUCAACGACAUCUAUGAGUGUGCAUGGCCUAAUACUCUUCAAAAACUUAAUCUACGUAAUAAUGACAUCACCAGAAAUUCAAAAAUCUGCACUUCAAAGUAUUUGCAAGUACUCGAUCUCUCCUACACCAGGCUUGAAACAUUCCCUUACAAUAUCCUCGCAGAAGCAACGUCGUUGAAAGAACUUUACCUCAGUGGGAACAACAUCCGACACAUCAAUCCACAGAUAGGCUCCGCAUCUCUACAAGUUUUGUACAUGGACGACAAUGCCUUGGGCAUCAUUAGAAAAGGUACGUUUGAAAAUCUCCAGGCCGCAAGGUCUCUCAAUUUGAAAAAUAAUCCCUUCUACUGCUUUUGCGAUCUCUACUGGUUUCGAAAAACAUUCAACAAGUCGCUGCUGAUGGACUGGCCCAACGGUUACACGUGCAGUUACCCCGAUUACCUUGCAGACAGCCCACUGGAGGAUUUCAGCCCAAGCUACGUCGCAUGUGACAGGUACAUCAUCAUCAUUCUUAGCGUCGUCAUCACGGCAUGUGUGAUUGGCAUCACUGCAGGGCUCAGCUACCACCUUGACGCCGUAUGGUACAUACGCAUGGGCUGGAUAUGGGUUUCAGCAAAGAGACGGCGUUAUAAUAGGCUGAACGACGGUGAGACCUCAACGUUCCAGUACCACGCGUUCAUCUCCUACAGCCAGCUUGACUCGGAUUGGGUGGAGAACACCCUGGUGCCCACCUUAGAGAGCUCCAACCCCGACCUCAAGCUGUGCAUCCACGAGCGAGACUUCACGCCCGGAGAGUGGAUCGUGGACAAUAUCAUCCAGUGCAUCGAGCAUUCCAACAAGACCCUGUUCAUCCUCUCGCGGAACUUUGUCAACAGCGAGUGGUGCCACUACGAGUUGUACUUUGCGCAGCACCGGGUCCUGGAGCAGCGCCAGGACUCGCUGGUGCUGCUGCUGCUCGAGCCGUUGCCCAGGAAUUCCGUGCCCAGCAAGUUCUGCCGGCUUCGGAAGCUGCUCAACAGGAAGACUUACCUGGAGUGGCCGGCCGAGGAGGGCAAGAGGUCAAUGUUCUGGGCCAGCCUCCGGGCUAUUCUGCAGUCAGACAACCGUCCGCUCGAAUCUAGCCCUGACCCCGAUGCUUAGCUUUCAAAUGGUGUGGAGGAGGGGAAAGGUGGGGGGUUAAGUAUGUUCUUGUUAUACUUUUUGUUUUUUUUCGCUAAAGUCACGUAGGUCAAAAAUAAUUAAUAAAUUAAUGAAAUCACGACACAAGCUUGUGUUGCCUCCGAAACGUCGUGAUUUAAUUUAUUUUAAAUUGAAUUUUUACCUACGUGACUUUACCGAAAAAACCAAAGAGUAUGGACCCUUGCAGUCACAAAAACUUCAAAUCUAGAAUUAUGUUCUUGCUGUUAUUUGUAUUUUCCACAUUUUGAAAUGGAGGGCCCCUCCAGAUUUCUAUUUCACUUACCAAAUAAGUUGCACCGUGCAUUACCAAGAAUAACUGAUGUCACUGAUGACAAGUAGAUAUUUUAAUACGCUUGUUAUUUCAGAACUGGUAAUAUGAUAUCAGAUGUGAGAUUAUAUAUGUAGUCUCGGUGAAAAAGGUGUCAGUUUUGUUGCCAGAUAGAAGGGUAAAAAACCAAUUAUCAUAUUUUUUUUACUGGAAAAUGAGGUUCCAAUGGAGUAUCGGUGUUCUUUAUGUGUUUCGUGUCAGCUCUCUGUGAUGGUAAGCUGCUUGAACGUUAUUGAUUUCUUGAUCUGAUUCUGUUCUCUCCAGGUUUAAUAUCUCUUCACGUUUGCAAAGGUUUUUUUUCCCAGUAGUACACGUGCUUACUAAACGAGAUCAAGAUAUUUCCUGCAGGUUGCUUGUGUCAAAAAUUGAGAAGAUAGUGCGAUAUAGAGCUGCAUUGUGGGUAGCAGAGAUCAUAAAAUACCAUUGUUGCAUAUUCUUAGGUUUUUUCGGUAAAGUCACGUAGGUAAAACAUUAAAAUUAAUCAAAGUAAAAUAAAAUAAAAAAUAACAAAGGCUCACCCUCUUAAGCCUCACCUUACCAUAUGAAUAAAAAGUGUGCUUUACUUGCCCCCCCCUCUCCAACCAUUAUAUAAACAGAGUGGUAGCUCCUGCAAUCUCUCAUUUACUUGAUACAGCUGUCGUGGCUGUGACGGUUCCACCUGAAGACGGAAGCUUGUGUUGCCUCCGAAACGUCGUGAUUUUUAUUUUUUAUUUUAUUUCACUUUUAUUAAUUUUAAUGUUUUACCUACGUGACUUUACCGAAAAAACCUAAGAAUAUGAAUCCUUGCAGUCACGAAAGCUUCAAAUCUAGAACCAUUGUUGCACUCUACUUCUAUGCUGCCACGUAUAUGCGCCCCACAAUCGGCAACCCACACUAGCCAGUGUGGUGAAUCAUGAUAAAAAGAAUCCCCAUAACCUAGAGGGCGUGGUAUAAGGCCCUCGUGCAGCAGUUUAUUGUCAAAAGAGCUGGCCAGUUGCACAAAUAGGGCUAAUAAUUCGAGCUCUGAAAGUGCAGUUCAAUAAAAUGUUGUUUGGGCUUAACGCAUUUAUUAUGAACGUGUUUUAUUGGCCUUAAAGUUUGGGGCAGACAAUUUAAACAGCUUAUUUUUACACAUUGCUUCGUGUUUUUUUAUGUUACUUUGACAAUGCAAUUUUAUUUACAAUCGUCUAAUUUACGACAAAUGUAUCAAUCUGAAAAUGCUUAAACCAUCUUAUUUCACAUCAUGCGAGGAUAAACGCACUUCUUUUCUACGACAAAUCAACCACCUUUAUAAAAUUUCUCUACGCUAUAAGAUACGGUAGUCGUCAUCUCCAAAACCAGGUGACAUUUCGGAAAUAACACGUGAAGAAGGGGCAUCGUCUUAAAUGUCACCUCUAAUAUUUUUUUUCCCUUUUCACGCUACAGUGUUAUUGACGAAUGUGAUGAGUUUGUUAUUUGUGCUUGUGCACCACUGCCAAUGGAACACCAGCAAAUUAUAAUGUAUUUUAAUCUCCCAAAUAUAGUGAGUGCAGGAGAUUCCCCCGCUUAUUCGCGGUAAUGUGCAAGACGCAGCGGGGGUUACCUCUGAAUUUACACCACUUAUCCUAGCCGAAGGAAAAACAGAGGAUAAUCACGGACGAGAGGAACGGGAGCGCGGAUAAUUAUCUGGUCGGCGACCAAAAUAACAAGAAGAGUCCAAUUUUUUUUCACAUUCGGUACGUCAAACACAAACAAAACCCCUCAAAUAUUUAAUUAUUAUUAUUUUUAUGUCGGUCGCAGUCCCUCGCAGUUUUAAACCUUCCACGCCGCCGGCGGUCGUCGACCAUCGACCGAAUCGGGACCUGGCAUGGCCGGUGCGGCCACCAAUCCCAAACGAUCGGCCCCCACGUUGUAGUCCAGCCGCUGUCCUGCCCUCCUUUAAAUGAGGGGCAAGGGGACGAGAUCCACUCUGGAUAACAAGUAAA